AUGAAAGAGAAGUUGACUCUAGCUGAUGAUGCAAGGGGUAUAUGUGAGGAUGUAGUGGAGCGGUACUUCACACCAGUGACGAAGUAUCAACACGAAAAGAUUCCUGGAAUCGUUGCGUCGAUCACGGAGAACAUCGUGCAGCGCCUCACGCAAGAGGCAGCGCUCCCCAGGAAAUAUGUUGCACACUGCAUUAUUAUACAGAAAACCGGCGCCGGGUUUCAUGCCCUGUCGGCAUGCAUGUGGAAUCCAACAAGUGACGCCUGUUACGUGUACAAGGCGGAAAAUAAGGUCAUGCAUUGUGUGGUGACUGUGUACGGUGUUGUGGCAUAG
This is a messenger RNA of Trypanosoma brucei brucei TREU927, 330 nucleotides long. RefSeq names its product dynein light chain, putative. NCBI's taxonomy places the organism in Eukaryota, Euglenozoa, Kinetoplastea, Trypanosomatida, Trypanosomatidae. Bases 1 to 330 code for a protein of 109 amino acids. The transcript has a single exon. Gene Ontology annotation, cellular component: cytoplasmic dynein complex; cytoplasm. The record is from RefSeq and is a predicted model, not a curated record. Gene Ontology annotation, biological process: microtubule-based movement. Gene Ontology annotation, molecular function: dynein intermediate chain binding.